Molecule: messenger RNA, 4354 nt
Organism: Lepus europaeus (European hare)
Lineage: Eukaryota; Metazoa; Chordata; Mammalia; Lagomorpha; Leporidae
Gene: TGFBR2
Product: transforming growth factor beta receptor 2
Exons: 7
Coding region: 235-1938 (567 amino acids)
Biological process (GO): heart development; protein phosphorylation; cellular response to growth factor stimulus
Cellular component (GO): plasma membrane; signaling receptor complex
Molecular function (GO): metal ion binding; type I transforming growth factor beta receptor binding; ATP binding
Source: RefSeq, a predicted model, not a curated record
UCGGGCCGGGCGCCGGCCUCCUGCGCAGCUCCCCUCGGCCGCCGGCUGCAGGCCCCCUCCUCCCGGCCGGCCGGCGCCACAUCUGGCCCGCACAUCUGCCGGGGCCCGCGCGGCUCGGGGGUCUCGAGAGGGCGCGGGGUGUGUGUGUGUGUGUGUGUGUGUAGGGGGGGUGGUCCGGGGAGGCGCCGUCCGCUGCGCUCUGGGCUCGGUCUAUGACGAGCGGCGGGGUCUGCCAUGGGUCGGGGGCUGCUCCGGGGCCUGUGGCCGCUGCACCUCGUCCUGUGGACGCGCAUCGCCAGCACGAUCCCACCGCACGUCCAGAAGUCGGUUAAUAACGACAUGAUGGUCACGGACAACAAUGGCGCCGUCAAGUUCCCACAACUGUGCAAGUUUUGCGAUGUGCGAUCUUCCACCUGUGACAACCAGAAGUCCUGCAUGAGCAACUGCAGCAUCACGUCCAUCUGUGAGAAGGCACACGAAGUCUGCGUGGCCGUCUGGAGGAAGAAUGAUGAAAACAUAACCCUGGAGACUGUGUGUCACGACCCCAAGCUCGCCUACCAUGGAUUCCUUCUGGAAGAUUCUGCCUCUCUAAAGUGUAUCAUGAAAGAAAAAAAGGUGUUUGGCGAGACUUUCUUCAUGUGUUCCUGCAGCGCUGACGAGUGCAACGACCACAUCAUCUUCUCGGAGGAAUACACCAACAGCAGUCCCGAUCUGUUGCUAGUCAUAUUCCAAGUGACCGGCGUCAGCCUCCUGCCACCGCUGGGCAUUGCCAUCGCUGUCAUCGUCACCUUCUACUGCUACCGUGUCCACCGGCAGCAGAAGCUGAGCCCCUCCUGGGAGACCAGCAAGCCGCGGAAGCUCAUGGAGUUCAGCGAGCACUGUGCCAUCAUUCUGGAAGACGACCGCUCCGACAUCAGCUCCACGUGCGCCAACAACAUCAACCACAACACGGAGCUGCUGCCCAUUGAGCUGGACACCCUGGUGGGCAAAGGUCGAUUCGCCGAGGUCUACAAGGCCAAGCUGAGGCAGAACACGUCCGAGCAGUUCGAGACCGUGGCCGUCAAGAUGUUCCCCUACGAGGAGUACGCCUCUUGGAAGACGGAGAAAGACAUCUUCUCGGACAUCAACCUGAAACACGAGAACAUCCUGCAGUUCCUGACGGCCGAGGAGCGCAAGACAGAGCUCGGGAAGCAGUACUGGCUGAUCACCGCCUUCCAUGCCAAGGGCAACCUGCAGGAGUAUCUCACGCGCCACGUCAUCAGCUGGGAGGACCUGCGCAAACUGGGCAGCUCCCUGGCUCGGGGCAUUGCCCACCUCCACAGUGACCACACCCCCUGUGGGAGGCCCAAGAUGCCCAUCGUGCAUAGGGACCUCAAGAGCUCCAAUAUCCUGGUGAAGAACGACCUGACCUGCUGCCUGUGUGACUUUGGGCUGUCCCUGCGUCUGGACCCUACACUGUCUGUGGAUGACCUGGCUAACAGUGGGCAGGUGGGGACUGCCAGAUACAUGGCACCGGAAGUCCUGGAAUCCAGGAUGAAUCUGGAGAACGUGGAGUCCUUCAAGCAGACCGACGUCUACUCCAUGGCGCUGGUGCUCUGGGAAAUGACGUCCCGCUGCAAUGCGGUGGGGGAGGUCAAAGAUUACGAGCCUCCGUUUGGUUCCAAGGUGCGGGAACACCCCUGUGUGGAGAGCAUGAAGGACAAUGUGCUGCGAGAUCGAGGUCGACCAGAAAUCCCCAGCUUCUGGCUUAACCACCAGGGCAUACAGAUGGUGUGUGAGACACUGACCGAGUGCUGGGACCACGACCCGGAGGCCCGUCUCACGGCCCAGUGUGUGGCGGAACGCUUCAGCGAGUUAGAGUACCUGGACAGACUCUCGGGAAGGAGCUGCUCCGAGGAGAAGAUUCCCGAAGAUGGCUCGCUGAACACUACCAAAUAGAGCCUCUGGGACAGGCUGGGCCAAAUCCAAAGAAGUCACCGCUCUCACCAAAGAACAGAGGCAGCAGGAAGCUGCCCCUGUAUUGGUCGAUGCUUCCUGGAAUACCAAGGGCAUCACUCCCCCUCCCUGUAAGCUGUGGGAUGAGCGGAAAACACAGCAGCAGGGAGCAGGUGACAUAAAGCAUUCUAAACCUUUGACAUUGUCAUAGGAUAAGCUGUGUUAGCACUUCCUCAGGAAACGAGAUUGAUUUUUUUUACAAUAGCCAAUAACAUUUGCACUUUAUUAAUGCCUGUAUAUAAAUAUGGAAUAGCUAUGUUUUAUAUAUAUCUAUAUAUGUCUAUAUCUAUAUCUAUCUAUAUAAAUAUAUAUAGCCAUACUCUGAAAAGAGACAAGGAAAAAGAUCAAAGAUCCCCAGGAAAUCGGUUUUGUUGGAGAGCUCCAGAACCGAGCGAGGAAGGAAGGCAGAGGACAGCGUUAGCACUUGACAGUCACACGAGGUGUCCUCCCCAAGCUGGGCGACGGGCACCUGGCCUGAGCAGAGACGCUCCGUGUCUCGGGGCCUGCUUUGGCCACGUUACACUUGCUUUUGCAAUCCUGAUUCCUGGCACAGGGGUUCUCCUCCAGCCCUGGAGCUAAGUAUGGUCGCACUGUUUGGGGACCAGUGUUCCUGGGGUUCCUGUGUGCCAUUGAUGCUCUUGGAUUUUGCAUCUGGGCUCCAAGCUCCGCACAGUUCAGAAACUGCCCCAUCUCUGCUAGCUUAAAUGUUUCGAGGCCCCAUGUGUUCCCCUCAUAGGCUGCAGAACAAUCAGGGUAAAUGUCUGCACCCGUGAACUGGCCCCACCAUCUACUAGUAAGAUUGUUCUUCGCCGUGUCAUUCCCUGUGUAUCUUUGCUACUCUUCCCCAGUCCCAGCCUUCUUCCUUCCCCAAAAGGGAACAGAUUUCCCACCACCACCUCCCGCCCCAGGGCUCACUGUGUUUAGUUUCCCGCCACACUUGGCUUGAGUCUCUCGCUUUCCGUGCAAACAUCCCUGGGUCCCGUCUUUCUGAGCUCCUGAAAGCUCAAGCAGGUGUUAGCCCAACUACACAAUCCUGCUACUGUGAGGACCCCGUCCUUGGGCAGGCUGAACACGUGUUUGGCUUGGCCAGCACAGCGCUGAAGAAAGUUGAGCCACUUUUUAAAUAUUUGUAGAUUUUUGCAGAAGGACAUGGAUCCCUCGUAAGGACAGCAAAUGGUUUCCAGUUCUCUGCAAUGCACAUUAUUCACAAAAUGAAGGUUGGACACACUUAAAAAGCUGCUUCUCUUCUCACUGUAAACAUUUGUACCCCACUCUGGGAUUUCACCAAAGUCCCUUGUAAGAAACGUGCAUUCAAGCCGUCAUUCUCUGGCUAUAUCAUAGGAUUUCGACUACCUUGUCUGGAAUGAAAAUUUGAAGUCAGCCUUUGGUUGGACUCAUGGGGACUGUCAUGUGGUCCCAGGUAGCCCAAGUCCCUUUUGCUUCUCCAUGAAGGGUUUUUCCCUCUGCAUUAAGGAGGGGAGUGCUUUCCUCCAGGAAGGCUUCCUGCUGUUUUCUGAACUCUUCAGGACACCAGCCUUCCCCGCAUGGUGAGGGCUGGAACGUGGGACACCCCGGUCCCAUUUGCAGUAAGGAAGUCUGUGUCCACGUAGACAGGAACAAAGAUUGAGCUUUAAUACUCCAGAGGAAACUUGUUACUCCACAAACACAAGUGUUAAUGCUGCAAGUAACAAUCUUUUUUUUUUUUUUUUAUCAUUUUGUGUUUUUAAAGCUAUUUGUCUUUAGCCAGAGGGGAAUACGAGAGAGAACUGGCAGUGGGCGCAUCUCAUUGAGGUUCUAGGAUAUGUGAGAAGCGUGGGGCCCAGUGGAAGCCCCAGGCGCCCUGCUCAGUGCUGCUGGGCUUCAGAGACGACCACACACUGUGCAGUCCUAGGAGGGAAGCGCUGAGUUGCACUUGCACCUGAGGGCUUGCUGGUGCCUUCCCAACAGCUGUUGCUCGUUGACCUCUAGUGGUGGAUUCUUAGAGUACUGGUGCAUACAGGGGAUCUCCCGAGGUUUGAGAGCUUUACCACUUCUGGGUCAUCCUCAGUGUAAACUGGAUCGUGGUGUCGGACGAUACUGUGGCUUGUUCGAUGUUGUCUUUUUUUAUUCAAGAGAAAAGACCAAGGAAUAACAUUCUGUAGUUCCUAAAAAUACUGACUUUUUUUUCUUACUACUAUACAUAAAGGGAAAGUUUUAGUCUUUUAUGGAACACUUCAGCCAUGCUCAUGUAUUAAUAGGAAUGUGAAUGCUGUAUACUCUUUUAUAUCAGAAGUCUCAAGCACUUAUUUUCAUCCUAUGCAUUGUUUGUCUUUUAUAUACAUGAAAUGUUUAUUAGAUUGAAUAAAGCAAAAAUACUCAG